GCUUGCUUAUAUACUUAGGGGACAUCUGGAGCUCCCUUUAGGGUCCAGUUCUUUAAAAACCAGCUGAAGGCAGCAGCUCUUUUUUCUGCACGACUCGCUCUCAUUCAGAUAGCUUGCCUUUUUGUAUAUGGACUUCACUGUAUAGAGAGAAAAGGGAGAGAGUGGAUGGCAAGAAUGGUGAAGAUGCAGUUGGUGUGCGCGAUGCUGCUGGCGUCCGCUUCCUGGAGCCUGGGCUCAGAUUCAGAAGAGGAAAUGAAAGCCCUAGAAGCUGAUUUAUUGACCAAUAUCUAUACAUCAAAGAUAAACAAAGCAAAAUCACCCCAGUGGAAACUAAUACUUUGGAAUAUUUGUGACUUCAUAAGCAACCUGAACAAUCCAGAAGAAGAAACAGGUGACCCUGAGGAAGAUUUUAUGAUGAGAAGACAAUUUGCUUCUACUUCUGAGAGCUUCACUUUGGAAGCAAUGUUGACACUGUAUCAGCUUCAAAAAGUCUGUCAUACCAGAAACUUUCAGCAGUGGGAGUUGCUCCAACAAGAUAUUUACGAUCCAGAGAAUGCAAGUCAAGAUAAAGAUCUGAUGAAGAGAAAAACUCCAUACAUUCUGAAACGACAAUUACAUGCUAACAAAGCCCGACGGCCAUACAUCUUGAAGAGGAGUUCAUAUUACUGA
Messenger RNA from Thamnophis elegans (Western terrestrial garter snake), 669 nucleotides. RefSeq names its product neurotensin (gene NTS). Gene Ontology annotation, cellular component: axon terminus; extracellular region. Bases 166 to 669 code for a protein of 167 amino acids. Gene Ontology annotation, molecular function: neuropeptide hormone activity. Lineage: Eukaryota; Metazoa; Chordata; Lepidosauria; Squamata; Natricidae. The transcript has 4 exons. The record is from RefSeq and is a predicted model, not a curated record.